Molecule: messenger RNA, 2343 nt
Organism: Acipenser ruthenus (sterlet)
Lineage: Eukaryota; Metazoa; Chordata; Actinopteri; Acipenseriformes; Acipenseridae
Product: cytochrome P450 2K4-like
Exons: 9
Coding region: 157-1668 (503 amino acids)
Biological process (GO): xenobiotic metabolic process
Cellular component (GO): cytoplasm; intracellular membrane-bounded organelle
Molecular function (GO): heme binding; iron ion binding; oxidoreductase activity, acting on paired donors, with incorporation or reduction of molecular oxygen, reduced flavin or flavoprotein as one donor, and incorporation of one atom of oxygen
Source: RefSeq, a predicted model, not a curated record
UUCCAAAAAAUCAACAACCUUUACCUUGAUGAAGUCCUUCUGAAGCCACGCCCACUGUGUGUGCUGCUCUAUUUAAACACUGCCCAAACCCAGGAGCGUUAUUCUGAACGCUGAGCUAAUUCACAGAGAGCCCAGGUGUCAGUGUUCCUGACAAACAUGUCUCUGAUUAGCCUGCUCCUAGCACACACCGCCACGGUGUCACUGGCUUUAGUUUUAACUGCUUUUAUAUUUUUAUACUUUUACUCGAAAUCCUCCAAGUCGUCUAAUUACAACUUCCCCCCCGGCCCGCCGGCUCUACCUGUUAUUGGGAACCUGAACAUUUUGGACCUGCACCAGCCACACAAAACGCUGAGUAAGCUCUCGGAGACGUACGGCAAUGUGUUUACCUUCCACAUGGGUCCCAAGAAGUACCUGGUUUUGACAGGCUAUGAGGCGGUCAAUGAGGCUCUAGUAACCCAAGCAGACGACUUCUCGGAGAGAGGCCAGACGCACACUACAGAAAUAUUCUCUAAAGGCGGGAAUGGUGUUGCCUUCGGUAAGGGGGAAUCCUGGAAGGUGAUGCGUCGAUUCACCCUCUCCACUCUGCGGGCCUUAGGGAUGGGGAAGAUGACCACUGAGGACCGGAUCAUCGAGGAGUCCCAGAGACUGGUGGAGGUCUUCCAGUCCCACAAAGGCAAACCCUUUGACCCCCAAAUCAUCAUCAACUCUGCUGUCUCCAACAUCAUCUGCUCCAUCAUGUUCGGAGACCGCUUCGACUACAGCGAUGCACAGUUCCUGAAUAUGCAAAGAAUUCUGAAUGGGAACAUGAAGCUCAUUGUGAGCCCCAAGACACAGCUGUAUAACGUGUUUCCUUUCCUGGGCUUCUUCCUGUCUGAUCACAAGAAGAUUGAUACAAAUCAAACAAUACUGCAGGAGUACUUUAGAAAUGCAUAUAAGGAUUGUAAAGACAGUGUGGACAGCAAUGACCUGAGGAGCUUCAUCGACACGUUCAUCUCCAGGCAGAGAGAAGAGGAGGCCAGAAACUCCAACAAGUAUUUCCAUGAGGGUAACAUGGCCGCCACCGUGGGGAACCUGUUUGGUGCAGGGACUGAGCCCACCUCUACCACCCUGCGCUGGGGGCUGCUGCUCAUGAUGAAGUACCCCCACAUUCAGGACAAAGUCCAGGAGGAGAUUGAGAGUGUGAUUGGGAGGGAGCGCCCCCCGCAGGCCGAGGACAGGAAGCGCAUGCCCUACAUGGACGCCGUGCUGCACGAGAUCCAGAGAGUGGGCAACGUGGUGCCCAUGAACCUGCUGCAUGAGACCACAGGGGACACCACCUUUCGGGGGUACAGGAUACCCAAGGGUACCCCGGUGAUCCCACUGCUCUCCUCCGUGCUCUCUGAUAAGACACAGUGGGAGACCCCUCACCAGUUCAACCCCAACCACUUCCUGGACACGCAGGGCAAGUUUGUCAAGAGAGACGCCUUCAUGCCCUUCUCAGCAGGUCGGAGGCUGUGUAUUGGAGAGACCCUUGCCAAGAUGGAGCUCUUCCUCUUCUUCACCAUGCUCCUGCAGAAGUUUCACUUCCGCCCGCCCCAGGAGGUCAGCCGUGAGCAACUGGACCUCACACCCACCCCUGGCUUCACCUCCGGCCCCCAGCCCUUCCAACUGUGUGCUCUGAGCCACUGAGAGACCCUGUGAUACUGUGACCCUGCCUUACUGCAUCUGCUAGACCUUACUACAGCCACUCACCCCUCACACUGGACCCUUCAGCCACUGAACUGCCAGGAUUCUGUCACCACUGAGACCCUGUGAUACUGCGACCCUGACUUACUGUAGGGAUGUACCCCAGUUGAAUUACAGGAACUGCAGUUGGGUAAAGGUUUGCUUUAUAACAAAUGUUUUCAUCUUUCAUGAAAACAAUUGGCAGCUAGAAUAAUGACAAUGAUCUAUGAAAUUCAAUGGCAAAUUUUGGAGUUGUGUUAAGAAUAAAUUAAAGGGUAUUGUAGUUGUGAAUUGUCUCUGUCUCAUAUGUAAAUUAACAUUUUUUUUGAUAAAGACUUAAGUACGAUUUUGUAAUAUCUUAUGUAGAAAUAAUCUUGAUUUCAUUUUAAAUAUUUACUGACUCGCACACAGUUACCCUGCUUGCAUAUUCAUAUUAGUUAGUUCUUAUACAAAGACACAUUCUAGACACUUGAGGAAUGCUUGCUUUUACAUGUAAUUGAUAUUUACACUGACACUGAGAUAUUAUCUGAAUGUUAUUGCUGCUGAGAUUAUUAUACUGACUUGUGUUGUAUUGAUACUCAUUUUCUUUUCUGUUUUGUCUUUUCCUUUUUGCUGAAAUUCAUUAAAGAGAGAACGGUG